Messenger RNA from Culex pipiens pallens (northern house mosquito), 6168 nucleotides. RefSeq lists its product as uncharacterized. NCBI's taxonomy places the organism in Eukaryota, Metazoa, Arthropoda, Insecta, Diptera, Culicidae. The transcript is spliced from 2 exons. Bases 1178 to 3073 code for a protein of 631 amino acids. The record is from RefSeq and is a predicted model, not a curated record.
AUACUAUCUUUUGACGUAGACUUACGUCUUUGUCGAAGGUACUGGGGUGUCAUUCCAAAAAACCCGGGCCGAAGGCCCUGGAUUACUGCGUCAUCCGUCAAACGCUUAUAUCUUCCUUCCCUCUAAUCGAAUCGACACGAUUUAUGUGCCAUUCGAUUCGAAAAUUAUUCAGCAAUUUGCUAUAAAACUUUCAUUGUUGGCAAAAUAGUUUAACUAUUGAAACAAUUGAAUGUUUUAAAAUGUUUUCAAAAUGCAGAGAUUUUGCAAGCAAAAUGAGCGCUUCCCACUCACGGACGGGAAUGUCAAGUACCUAUUUUGAGGGGAAAAUCAUCCGAGCAACGCGACCGAAUGUCGGUCGCAAAAAAGGAGGGGAAGUAGCGGGCCGAAAUCAUACAUAAGAACGUGCGCCAGAGCCCAUUCCAUCAUUCACGUCUCAGACGUCGGACCGGCAGCAGCAGCAGCAGGAAAGCUCAGCCCAGAGCAGCAGCAGCAGGAGAGAGACCAGAGCAGCAGCAGCAGGAGAGAGGGACCAGAACUGGAAAAGAAGUGCGCAUCGCCUUCUCGUCGUCACCGUCAGCCAGUUGCCUCUCGAUGGCCGGACCGUUAGGAUCUUUCGUGGUUGCUGUGGUUCGGAGGUGCUUCAAUCCCCAUCCCUCGUCCCACCCGGGACGAGGCAUCAACAAGAUGAGGCGCGCGCCUGCUGCCUUCCGCCGAAAAGCCUCUCGUGGGUCAAGCCUUGGUUGUUAAACAAUCGGGACAUCCAACUAGCUCGUCGCAUUCGCGGCGAGCGCUUUUGAAAGAUUUAUGUUGGAGCCAACUGCAACAGUGGAAGGUCGCACCUUUUCCACACGCCACUGGACUCGCGGUUGACAGCCAAGCCUGUCAAGCCGCGACUGUCGUGACAGUGCGUUGAGAAAGAUUGACAGUUGUCACCAAGAGGAAAUAAAAUCAUAACAGUUUAGAUAGAGAACAAACAACACGCGUUUUUAUUAGCCGGACAAGUCUCGUCCUUUUAAUCGUUUAAUUUAAUCAUCUUUGUGCCCGCGUACCACCUCGGCCACCGUGGGUACGUUUGGGGCUACAAAAGUGGCGACUCGGUGAUUGUUUUGACCGAGUUUUCUCGGUCGAAAUUUCGCCCACGCGGAAAAGUUUUCUCCGGGAAAGAUCCGGACGCGAGAUGGACGGUGCGUCCUCCAUGGACCAGCAGCCGGCGGGUCAGCAGCAGCAGAUGCCGGGCGGCGUUGCGCCAGUGGAGCAGCAGCCGGUGUCGGACGGGCAAGUCGCGGCGGGGCAACAUCAGCAGGCGUUCAUCCGUUCUCCUCUCCAUCCUCCGCCAGAACUCCAACGCUUGCUGGAACAACAGCGAGGUUAUGUGCACGAGAUGUUUCGGCAGCAACACGAGGUGGUCAGACUUCAGCUGGCACGGAUUCAGCAGCAGCAGCUGGAAUUUAUGCAGCGUCAAGGCCACGUUCUGCGAAACAUCGUCGCGGCGGUGAACGAGCAGGUUUCGCCGCACCCGGAGGCUCAGGAGUGCGCAAAAAUGAGCCACACGUUGGGCAACUGCAGGAGGGCUGAGGAGGUUAGGUUCGAGCAGCAGGAAAGCAACAUCGCCAGUUCGGUCGUUGAGGAUGUCAACACGGGCAGUGAUGGAGAUCGCCGUAAGUUUGUGCCGAUUGUAAACAACAAGUCGGCUCGUGUAAAUCUUGACACGGGAUCUGCCACCACCAAAGCAUCGACUAGAACGUGGCGCAAAGUCGGCUGUCAGCCGACGUCAACAUCCGUAGCGGAAGCAGUUGCGGCCCAAAUGCUGGAGGUUGACGGGAAGUUUUACUACGAGAUGACCGUCGGCGGGUGGACAUUCGUUGGUCUGGCCCGGGCGACACGUGAGCAGUUGUUUGGUUGCGACACGACUGACGGUUUCGGACCAUCGCAGUUGUCGAACGUAAACAUCUCGCAACAGGGUGGCAACUCAUCUCCAAUCGGUGGUAUUUUCAAGGCGGUGAUGAAGGUGGACUCCGGCUGUUUGAGCAGUUUCGUCGACAGAGAGCUGGCAGCGGACGUGGUACCUGGGUUCCGGAGUGCGGAACGCCGAACAACCGCAAAGUAUCGACCCCUGGAUGAAGUGCUGAACCAGCUCAAGCAAGAUCUGUUCUUCUCACCCGUGGCCAGUCCGGAGCGUUUACUGGUUGUGCGGGAGGAAGGUGAGCGGCUCCAAGGCAAGUACAAAUCUCGUCGCCAGUACAAACAUCAACAACCAGGCACGACGUCAGUGUUGGAAGCGUCGCAGCAGCUGACUGAACUGAAGCUGGCUGGACAGUGGAGGAUUUAUGGUCUCCUUGAUGACCUCGAGGACCCGCUAGCAAUGCACAAGAACAAGGCGGGGAGGAGCAUCACCACAAUCCAAAUGCAAGUGCUGGAAGUCUGUCCGAAGGCGUACGGAAGCAUUCCGAACCGACAGGAUGUCGGCUGUGCUUCGCCUUCUGAAGCGAUUUUGGAGCGCAUUCGAACAAAAUUGGAGUUUGAACCGCCACCAUCAACAACGUCAUCAGCUCUUACAAGCGAGCGAACGAAGCGAACUCGAAUGUUUGCACGACACGAUCCGGUGUAUUCGAAGUACACUGACAGCAAAAGGCAGUGGUCAACAGGUGUGGACUACGAUCGAAGCAACGAUGUGAUGGACGACCGACAAAUUGAACCACAUGCUGCCCAGCCACGCAGUCCUGCCGAUUGGGAUCCAGAACCAGAAACUGUGAAGAUAGCAGUCGCAGCGGCCGGGGAGUCUGGAACGUUUCUUGCGCUCGGGCUCUGGCUAUCUCAACAACCUCUUACCAACAUCACGAUCACCCCAGCAGUCCGUGUCGUCAAGGAGCGGACCUGCGCCAUCGGUACCGGUGCCAUGAUGUUCUUCAAGGUUGAAGGAUUCUGCAGUGGUUCGACCCGUACCAGUUCAAUUAAAGCGGGGGGAUGUUGGAGCCAACUGCAACAGUGGAAGGUCGCACCUUUUCCACACGCCACUGGACUCGCGGUUGACAGCCAAGCCUGUCAAGCCGCGACUGUCGUGACAGUGCGUUGAGAAAGAUUGACAGUUGUCACCAAGAGGAAAUAAAAUCAUAACAGUUUAGAUAGAGAACAAACAACACGCGUUUUUAUUAGCCGGACAAGUCUCGUCCUUUUAAUCGUUUAAUUUAAUCAUCUUUGUGCCCGCGUACCACCUCGGCCACCGUGGGUACGUUUGGGGCUACAAAAAUUUACGUCUCAUCAAAUUCUAGUGUUGAAAGAGUUGCCCUCGUCCCACCCGGGACGAGGCAGCGAGCUAAUUUGAAUUUAAAUUUCAGGAACAAAUUUUGGUCUUCGGGGACGACAGAUUGCACAGCUUUCUGACUUUCUGAGGCUGCUCUCGCCCCCAACCCCUAUGCCCCCUCUCCCCCUCUCCCCAUUCGGCUCGCUAAAAUUCCUUCGUCUCUUUCUUUCCUCUCUUUGCCGUUCGAAUGGGUGUUCCUUCCAAUAUAUAUAGCUAAUUCUUCAAAUUAAUAUAUGGAAAACCCACAUGUCCACAUAUCUAAAUUUUACGUAAGUCUACGCCAUUCCGGUUAUGUCUGUGACAUAACUACUUUGACUUUUUUUUCUCUAUCUCUCUCUUCCUCUCACACACGCACAAAUACACGCAGACGACAUGAAACGAACUCACCCGAAAAACUUCUCAUCGGUGCUUGUUUUGCCAUCUUCAACAACUUUGUGGCAAAUAAACCCUAAAUUCACCAUUCCUUUUCAGACCAAAUUUUUGACAUUUCCAAACCACAACUUACGAUCAACAUGCUCUUCUCUCUUUUCUUAAAAAGAUUUCACUUUCAAACAACACCAAUGUUAUCUAGUUUGUUGAAUCGCUUUUACGCACUUUUUUUUUAUCUAAAAUCACGAUAAUUUCUUUUAUACUUCCAUUCCACCACUACAAAAUUUUCGAAAAAUGGAUUUCACUACUUGACAUAAUAAAACACAAAUCUAAUUCGCAUCGAAUAAUUUUUCAAGCACUUUUUGGGCAGAGCAUGUCGUACGCCCAUUCAUCAUAUAAAAAUAUUGCUUCCUGAAUUAAACUUGUCCCCUUUCUAGCCAAAACUCGAUGCAAGCGCUUAAAUCGGUAAUAACAAAAAUUAAAAUGCUUGGGAAAGUAAUAAAAAUUCAAACACAAACCAACACAACAACACACGCGAACCGAUCGAGACAAAUGUCACUUUGAAGCUUUCCCACAGCUGACAGCGCGCUGCCCUACAGGAAAGAGAGAGUGACGUCUGGUAGCGUCUGAUUUGUGCACAACCGAUGAAGUUUGCAACGCACUAUCAAAAACAAUGAAAAAAUAAACUCCUCGUGGAUCACCCAACGCAAAUUUUUAAACACUUCAAAAUCACACAAAAACUAGGAACCUUCACUAUCUUGUAUUCGAAGACGUACGAAAUCGGCUCUUACUCGAAAGGCAAACGCACUCGACCAGUGCUGCCAAGCCAGUCAAUAGGACACUUGCAAGGAACCAGAGCUAUACUGUUCUGAUCAAGAUAAUUCGGAUGAUCUAACAGAACUACGGAUGUAGUUAGUUGCGCUCCUUCCAGGAUGUUCCUUACGUAGACGUCAACCGAAGAGCACGCAACAAGGUCAGUGCCAUUGCAUGCUCUUAGGUAUCAAUCUUUGGCCUGCAGGUAAGGGACAAGUUAUAGCAAUAGAAAAAUAAAUAAAUGGAUAGAUUUUACUAAAUUUUAUCUUAAAACAAAAGGAAAAAUCUAGCUUGUUUUUGAAAAUAGCCAAUGCACCAAUUGCAAACAUACAGCAUUUCACGUUCACACCGUACGGAGUAAGUGUGAUAAACUAUAUGUCCACAUUCGGCGCAUCACCUUUUUCAAAAUACAGGAAUUGAUAGAAAGAAGAUCUCAUUCUGUAUAGUGGAAGACGUCUACAACACUUAGAACUCAGACCAGAAAUAAGAGAGAAUAACAAAUAUUAAAAUUGUGGUAUUAUCACUAAAUCCUAUCAUCCUUUCACCCCCCAAGACAUGGUCUAUCCUUCGUGCCUUCGUGUCGUGCGAAUUCUACCUUCUUCAAUGAUCUUCGGAUCACCUCCAACUAGAAUUCACAACAGGACCUCUCUCGGCUCCAGUUUACAAUAUGACAGCGACGAGAACACAGCCGAAUGGGAGUUGACAGUAUCAAAUACAUGCUAUACCCUUUGCUUUGCUGGAUACUUACUAAUAGCAAAGGGCGAGAGUCCUGCGACUCUCAGCAAUCAUGAAUACUGCCCAUUUGCCACAAUGUGGAUGGUUUGAUUUUUUUUUAUAUCUUUUUUCAUAAGAGAGACCAUACCUUCUUCGGGAAAGUUUUAGAGAACAUUCAAGGCUACACUCCUACGUUAUUGGUUUUAAAUUUUAGUUAAACCUGAAAAUUAUAAAAAUCAAAAUACAAAAAAGUUGUUUUUUUUUUAUAUUAAAUCCUAUACAAAAUUGAAUCGCUUUGUGCAAAGUGUGGGCUGAGCCAAUCGCUCCCAAAUUUUGGGAGGUUGUGUUUGAAAAUUUCCCAGUCUAAUGGAUACUAAUCAAAGGGGUCGUCCAUGAAAUAUUUCACAAUGCAAAUUAUGGCUUAACAUAUUUACAAAAAAGUUAUUUGAUGCUUUAUAAACUUAACUCAUAAAUCAAACACGAUACAUGGUUUAUAGGGGUGGUUGGGGCCUUAAAUAUUGAGAAAUAUUUCAUGCACGACCCCUUUGAUGGUGCAGCCGCAAAGUAAUCAAAAGUACCGUGCGCCUCCAUUUAUACAGUUAAAAACUGAAAAUAACAAAAAUUCAAAAAUCCUUCGGUGAAAUAUUUUCUAGGUUACAGAUAUCAAAAAAGGGUCCCCUAAGCUACCUUUCCACGGAAAAACAUUUUAGGUACAUUUAAUUUCAAUAAUAAUUGCCUUCUGCCAUGACGUGGACCAAUUUUAUAAGAUAAAAUAAAAAGGGAUUUAAAAUACAUAAACGAAUUAAUGAAAACAUCCUUUAAUGUGUGUUACUUGCAUCAUCUUUAAUGCAACUUAUUUUCCAACUGAGCCAACAUUAGGCAUUGGUGGCAGCUUGGCGUUUCUUUUUGCCUAGCUUAGGUUUUUGAGAGUUAAGAAUAGGUCUCUUCCAUUUCUUCUCGAACUCAGACGU